AGAGAGAGAGAGAGGGAAAAAAAAAAGUGUAGGACAAUGGCCCAUUAAAAUUAAUGCACUCAUGAUCUGACUACAGUUCCAAAAUUCCAAGCCCUGCGAGGCUGCAAUUCAUCGAUGAAACCAACCCCAGCAUUAGCAAAAUUUCUCUUACCAACCACCAAACCCAGGCAACAAUUUGCUCACAACAUAACCACAAAAAUCAUACUUGGAAAAUUUCCCGAAAAUCACAUCUUUGGGUCAGAAAUCUUCAAAAAUAAAAAUGGAGAUAAAAGAAGAAGUGGAAAACAAGCAAAUAAUACUGAAAGGGUACAUUGAUAGAGCUCCAUUGGAAUCAGACAUGGAAUUAAAUGUGGGAAAUAAAAUUAAGCUCAAAAUUUCAAAAGGGUCUAAUUCUGUUCUUAUUAAGAACCUUUAUUUGUCUUGUGAUCCUUAUAUGAGAGGUCGAAUGCGUGAAUUUUACGGUUCUUACAUUCCACCUUUUGUUCCUGGCAAGCCUAUUGAAGGAUUUGGAGUCUCCAGAGUCAUAGAUUCAGAUGAUCCAAAUUUCCAGUCAGGAGAUAUUGUUUCAGGAAUGACUGGCUGGGAGGAAUACAGCUUAAUCGAGGAUACAAAGAAACUGAGGAAGAUUCAGCAAGAUGACAUCCCUCUUUCUUAUCAUAUCGGUCUUCUUGGUAUGCCAGGAUUUACUGCUUAUGCAGGCUUUCAUGAAGUCUGUUCGCCAAAAGAGGGGGACCGUGUUUUCGUCUCUGCAGCUUCUGGAGCUGUUGGGCAGAUUGUUGGUCAACUUGCUAAAUUACAUGGUUGCUAUGUUGUUGGUAGUGCAGGCACAAAAGAAAAGGUUAAUUUACUAAAAACUAAGCUUGGAUUUGAUGAUGCUUUCAACUACAAAGAAGAACAACACCUUGAUGCAACUCUUAAAAAAUAUUUUCCUGAAGGAAUCGACAUAUACUUUGAGAAUGUCGGUGGGGCAAUGCUCGACGCUGUGCUCCUCAACAUGAGAGUUCAUGGUAGAAUAGCUGUUUGUGGGAUGGUGUCUCAGCAUAGCUAUCGUGGCGAGGAUGGGAUCCACAACCUAUUUACACUCAUCAGCAGACGGAUCAGAAUGCAAGGAUUUAUUCAGAGUGAUUACUUGCAUUUGUUUCCUAAAUUUGUUGAGCAUGUUGGGGCUUACUAUAAGCAAGGGAAGAUUGUGUACAUCGAGGACAUGAGUGUAGGAUUAGAAAGCGCUCCUUCUGCUCUUGCAGGGCUUUUUACUGGUAAAAAUGUGGGCAAGCAGGUUGUCUGUGUGUCCCGUAAUUGAUACAAUUACCACAAAUUGUUCCUCGAGGCUCCUUAUGUUGUUUGAUUUGAGGUAAACCAUUGCUCAUAAUGGCACAUUACCUCUUGCAGAUGUUAAAGAAGGGAUGAUAGAUCAUGCACAACUUGAGUCUAUGCACAUGGAUGUAUAUUUUCUUUAUGUUUAUGGCAUAUACUGAUAUACCAUUAGAGAUAUGAGAUAAUAAUGUAUCCUUUCGGUGAUUAGAUUACGUGUGAUAUUAACAUUAGAAUAUUAUUCUAUUAGAAGGCUUUUAGGUGUAGGAAGUUUGGUUUUCGAUGCCUUUAGACGAUCUAUUAAGUUUGUAGCCUAAACUUAUCAUGGUAUCAGAGCAGUUUAGAUCAAGAUUAAACA
Molecule: messenger RNA, 1669 nt
Organism: Chenopodium quinoa (quinoa)
Lineage: Eukaryota; Viridiplantae; Streptophyta; Magnoliopsida; Caryophyllales; Amaranthaceae
Product: 2-alkenal reductase (NADP(+)-dependent)-like
Exons: 5
Coding region: 260-1300 (346 amino acids)
Molecular function (GO): oxidoreductase activity, acting on the CH-CH group of donors, NAD or NADP as acceptor
Source: RefSeq, a predicted model, not a curated record